This is a messenger RNA of Zychaea mexicana, 569 nucleotides long. RefSeq lists its product as uncharacterized. Gene Ontology annotation, molecular function: protein binding. The transcript is spliced from 5 exons. Bases 1 to 534 code for a protein of 177 amino acids. Gene Ontology annotation, biological process: protein folding in endoplasmic reticulum. NCBI's taxonomy places the organism in Eukaryota, Fungi, Mucoromycota, Mucoromycetes, Mucorales, Lichtheimiaceae. Gene Ontology annotation, cellular component: EMC complex. The record is from RefSeq and is a predicted model, not a curated record.
AUGGCCCUUUAUGAGCAAAUAACAAUUGCAGCUCUCGAUGUUGAAGAUUUCGAACUAGCACAAGACGAGGCACAAACGGUGUAUGAUAGCAUAUUGGAGAAGGAUGCAACUCAUUUGUUGGCUUCAAAACGUCAAAUUGUGCUCCUAAAGGAACGGAACAAGACGGAGGAAGCAAUUGCAGCCAUGACGGAAUACUUGGAUACCUACUACGAUGACCAUGAAGGAUGGAUUGAACUUUGCAACAUGGAGCUGAUCAUUCUCCAGCCUGCCAACCACAUCUGGUAUCUCAAGUACGCCGAGAUUGUCUACACACUGGGAAACUGGUCGUUGGCAAUGAAGCAUUAUUGCAAGGUGUUGGAGUUGUGUACGGAUAAUGUGCGGGCACUCUAUGGCCUGCAGCUGUGUGCAUCCAAACUGACGGGUGCAGAUCAUGGAGGAGACCUACAUGCCCUUGCCACAGAGCGGUUACUUGCUGUGUACUCUAAACAACCCGAGCACGUUCGCCAGUUGGUCCAAGAUUACCUUGCUAAAUGAUGAUAAAAAUAACCAGAAGCCAACAUAUAUAAAGG